AUGAUUUCUAUACUACUUCUAUUAAUUCCUUUUUGUUCUACCCAAAUUAUUCCAGAGCUUUUAGCCGGCAUUCGAGGUGGUAGAUUUGGGGAUGGAGGGCGUGGUGGUCCCCGAGGUUUUCAUAGAGGCCCUGAUGGAUUUAAUGAAGGAUUCGACGGAACUGGAGGUCCUGGAGGUUUUGACGGACCCCGAGGUCGAGGUGGUGGCGGUCUCGGAGGAUUGAUUGGGAACAUCGCAGCAAAUAUUGAACAACAAAUGGGAUUGAAUGAUGCGGAUGUUAUUGGAGAUUUGAGAGGUGCCUCCCGUUCCGAAUGGGGAGCCAAAGCUCGCCACUUCUGUCGUCGCUACCCGGGACAUCCAAAGUGUCAACGAGGUCAACUCCCACAGUUCACAGAUGUCCCAACCAUCAUAGAAACGAUUAUCUAUAACGCUGGAGACCUUCUACCAAGAGUUCCAUUGCUCAACAUCCGCGACCCUCUAGCUGGGCUGAACAGCGAACUCGUCGGAUUCAUCAAGGGACUUCAAUUGCAAUUCGGACAGCUUAGCUCCCAACAAAGGAAUGAUAUUCAGAAUUCUUGUAGAUCUUUCAAGUGCGAUCAACAAUCCACACAAAACACCCAAGCUAAGCAUGAACUCAUGUCGAAGAUGUUGGCAUUCGAUCAAGCAGUUGGUGGAAAAGCUGCUCCAGCUCACGACAAGGUCAAUUUACGAUUUGACAGAACUCAGCAGGUCAAGCAGGCGAUGCUCAAAAGGGCCAAUUUGUCUCAUAUUAUCGUUCCUGCCGACAAUGGAGUAUUCGAUAGAGAUGUGCUGCUAACGGAGCACCAAGCCAACUUCUUGCUCAAUGAGCUUGGAGAAGCCGGACGUGGAGCAGAUGUUCCAGGAGUUCCCGGUGGUCGCUCUCCAAGAUCUGGAGUCUUUUUUCAAGAGAACAUGGUUCAAAAAUGGGACAUCUGGAAGCCGAUUCAGUACACUUUGGAUGACUCGUUAGAAGAAUCGGAUAAGAAGGAUAUUCGAGAUGCCCUCCACGAGAUUUCCAUCAACACCUGCAUUUUGUUUAAGUACAACGCCAAGCCCAAAGGAUAUCAUUUGAAUUAUAUGAAAGUGGAUAGUACAACUUUCUGCGGAUUAUCCUACGUGGGACGAACCGAUCCAGCCAAUCCGAUCUACUUGAGCUUCCAGUGUGGUGAUAAUCGCGGAGUAGCAAUGCACGAAACCAUGCACGCUUUGGGUGUUAGUCACCAGCAUCUUCGGCUUGAUCGAGAUAAAUACAUCAAGAUCGAUUGGUCCAAUAUCGAUCCUCAACACUACGACACCUUUGCGAUAUCCGAUGCGAAACUCUACACAUCCUAUGGUACCAAAUACGCCUACGACUCUAUAAUGCACUACAACGCCUAUCUCGGCGCCAAGGAUCCAUCGAAACCGACAAUGAUCCCACUGGUGAAUCCCGCUGAAAAUACACCAAAACUCGGUCAACGCGCCAAGCUCACCCGAGCCGACAUUCGGUUGUUGAAGAAAAUGUACUGCCGUCCCGGGUGCGACGAUCAGAAUGUGCAUUGCGGGACGUGGGCGUUGCACGGGUACUGUAAGAUGAAGCAACAUAUGAAGUGGAUGAAUGAUAAUUGUAAAGCUAUUGUGACAAGUGUUGAUAAUAAAAUGUAUAUUGGAAUUUUUGAAAAAUAA
Messenger RNA from Caenorhabditis briggsae, 1683 nucleotides. RefSeq names its product Protein CBR-NAS-9 (gene Cbr-nas-9). Lineage: Eukaryota; Metazoa; Nematoda; Chromadorea; Rhabditida; Rhabditidae. Gene Ontology annotation, molecular function: metalloendopeptidase activity; zinc ion binding. The coding region runs from base 1 to 1683 and encodes 560 amino acids. Gene Ontology annotation, biological process: proteolysis. The transcript has 9 exons. The record is from RefSeq and is a predicted model, not a curated record.